Molecule: messenger RNA, 1945 nt
Organism: Linderina pennispora
Lineage: Eukaryota; Fungi; Kickxellomycota; Kickxellomycetes; Kickxellales; Kickxellaceae
Product: peptidase S10, serine carboxypeptidase
Exons: 5
Coding region: 467-1801 (444 amino acids)
Biological process (GO): proteolysis
Cellular component (GO): fungal-type vacuole
Molecular function (GO): serine-type carboxypeptidase activity
Source: RefSeq, a predicted model, not a curated record
CCCCCGCUCCUUGAAGCUGGAAUUCGUGUCCUCAACUACGCUGGUGAUGCAGACUGGAUCUGUAACUGGUACGGCAACAAGGCAUGGUCGCUCAAGCUCGACUGGUCCGGCAAGGAUGGUUUCAGCGGGGCCGACGAUACUGAGUGGAAUGUCGACAGCGAGCAGGCUGGUGAGGCCCGCACCUUCGAGAACUUCACAUUCCUGCGUGUGUUCGGCGCUGGACACAUGGUUCCCUACGACCAGCCCAAGAACUCGCUGGACAUGAUCAACCGCUGGCUCGACGGAAAGCCGUUCUAGUCGAUCCGGGUUAUCUUUUUCCCCGCACCCUUUUCAUAAGGUCUAUGUGAAUCAACUAUGCACAGCAGCUAUCAUGCGUCCGCGAGUUUAGGUGGCAACUGUGAGAAAAAUGUGAGGGACUGCUUUGCCUGCUCUUUUCUUAUUGUUCUCAUAAGAAUCCAUUUUUGACAUGCUAUUUACUGGGUCACGCUUGGCACUUGGCACUGUGCUUCUCCUGGCUACUGCAGUCACUGCCACGCCAGCUCACCAGCAUGUUUUCAACCAGCACCAUCACGGCGCCGCAGCAUCUAAGGCGUCUGGCCGUGUGGCUAACCCGGCGAUGGUAGACAUGAGCCAGUGGACAACAGUGUCCACAAUGGAUGCAAUCCCCAACUAUCGACUGCGCGUGAAGAACCCGGGUCUGUGUGAUACCAGCGUCGACCAGUACAGCGGGUAUCUCGAUACCGCGGAGGACAAGCACUUUUUCUUCUGGUUCUUUGAAGCACGCAAGGUCAAGCGCGAAGAUGCGCCGCUCAUUCUGUGGCUCAACGGCGGCCCUGGCUGCAGUUCGUUCACCGGUCUGCUGAUGGAGCUUGGCCCGUGCCGUGUCAGUGAGGGUGGCAACGGCACAGACCACAAUCCGUUUAGUUGGAACGAUCGUGCGCACAUCAUCUUCCUUGACCAGCCCACCAAUGUUGGCUUCUCAUACUGGUUCAGACGAAGGGACGUCAAUGCGUUGCUCCAAGCUUAUGCUAACAGCGAGCUCCAUGUUUUCGGGGAGUCAUACGGCGGCCACUAUGUCCCGGCUGUGGGCAAGGCAAUCCAUGAGGCGAACAGGGAACUGGAGAGCAAGCGGUCGCUGAGCCUUCUUUCUGUGAGUGAAGAGGAACAGCGCAUCUUGCCACUCGCUUCUAUUGGUAUUGGAAACGGAAUUGUCAAUCCGCUUGUCCAGUUCAAGUAUUUCUCGACAAUGGCGUGCAACUCGACCUAUCCAGCCACGCUUCCCCAAGAGACCUGUGAUAAGAUGGAUGCCGCCUAUCCGACAUGUGCCCGCCUUUUGCGCGAGUGCUACAGGUGGAAUGAUGGGCCAUACAUGGAUACCGGGAGAAAUCCCUAUGACGUGCGGCGCUACUGCGUCGGCAACGGGCUAUGCUACGAAAUCGAGGACGACAUUGACACCUAUCUGAACAAUGCUGGCGUGCAGAAAGCACUUGGUGCUGAAGUCAAGAAGUUCGAGUCGUGCUCGGAGAAGGUUGGAACUGGGUUUUCGCAUGACGGUGAUCAUUCGAAGCCCUUCCACCAGUAUGUCCCGCCCCUUCUUGCUGACAACAUCCGUGAAAAGGAAGCAUUCAAUGGUGCCAGUGAUGAGCUAUGGUUGGUGGAUGGUGUGGGUGCUGGCGAGGUGCGCACCCAUGAAAAUUUCACUUUCCUGCGCGUGUUUGGUGCCGGACACAUGGUUCCGUAUGACAAGCCCAAGGAGUCUCUAGACAUGAUCAACCGCUGGCUCGACAGAAAGCCAUAUUGAGCACUGAAUGCUCAUACUUAUUACCAUUUUACUCCAAGCAAGGAAUACGUGGCAGCAGGCCGCUAUAUGCUUUGAAGUAUUGGUAUGCUGGCUUCAGCAGAGUCUGGAUAAUAGGCUUUAUGGAAUAAAGCAGAUGUGAAAUGA